Molecule: messenger RNA, 2285 nt
Organism: Stereum hirsutum FP-91666 SS1
Lineage: Eukaryota; Fungi; Basidiomycota; Agaricomycetes; Russulales; Stereaceae
Product: kinase-like protein
Exons: 4
Coding region: 364-2037 (557 amino acids)
Biological process (GO): protein phosphorylation
Molecular function (GO): protein kinase activity; ATP binding
Source: RefSeq, a predicted model, not a curated record
AGACCAAUAUCUCACUUUCCAGCCUAGCCUGCUUCAUGAUGUAUGCAGGACAACUUGGCUCAUCUGCCAUCCACAUCUAUACAGUAUUUCUCUGCUUUGCUCUAGGCUUUUUUGAUUUCAUACUUUCAGCUCUGUCGACGAUAAUCUAGGCCUCCUACCAGUGGGUUUCUCGGUGGCGAGAUUGUGAAGAUGACUGCUGGUCCAAGACAUAGUCUGAAUGUCGAUAUGUCGAUAUGAUGGCUAUGAUUUGGAUCUCUCUGCUCUCCUUACCGACCAAAUUCUACCACUUUCAAGCUUACGCUACUCUCGGUACUACUUGCGCUUCAAUCGCGACUCAACCGCGAUCAAUAUCUCAAGUUCAACAUGUCGCUCUUCGCAUCUAUCAAGCAUGCUUUCACGUCGGCGUUGACCACGCUCGUAUCCUCAACCAACUGGACAGACUCAGCGACGCACGUCGAGCCUGAAGACUUCCGCCUCCCAGGGUCGUAUCCCUUCGCUGCCCGUCAAGAAGUCGCCACCAAAGUCCCAGCCGAUGUCAAAUCCUUCGACUCUGAGCAGCUCACGCUGGAAAGCCCAUCAUCCAUGAUCAAGGCCGUGUCGAUCAAACUUCCCGCCGCCGCCAGUUCCACAACUGUCACCGCUCUCGCUGCCAGCAAGGUCACCUCUCACAUCUUGUCAGCUCCAUCCUUUGACUGGUGCGCCUUUCUCGGGAAAGGUGCAUCCGGGACCGUAUACGCUGCUGUGCUCCACGAUACCCAAGAGAUGUACGCUACCAAGGUUAUACCUCAUCGUGGCCCAGGAUCAGACGGCUUCCAGGACGCGAUACUGGAGCAGCGAACAUCUAAGGUUGUCUCCGGACACCCCGGCCUGCUUCCCAUUGUGGCCAGCUUCAUCGACAGGAAGAACUCCUACAUCGUCACACCAUUUUACGCCGGCGGUGACCUCGCCUCAUAUCUCGCGCGCAACUACACAAAAAUAGAUCAAGCGGGAUUCUUCAGCAUCAUCGUACCGAUGGUUCUCUCCGUCUAUACCCUCCAGAGCCUCGGCAUUGGUCACUACGAUAUCAAGCUGGAGAAUUUCUUCAUCGAUGCGAGUGGAUGGAUCGUCCUCGGCGACUUUGGCCUCGCUCAGUCGGUGAGCGAGUGGCACUUUGGGAAGAAUGGCACUCCUGGCCAUAUGGCUCCGGAGAUCUUCUCGGACGGAUACAACGGCGCAGCGGACGUGUUCGCGUUGGGCGUCACGAUUUUCUUCAUGCUCUGUGGAAGGCUGCCGUUCGGACAGGGCGCGAGGACCAUGGAGGAGUAUCGGGUGGCUCUGUUCGAGCAGGUAUUCGCAGGACCCGUCUUCCGGCCUGAAGACAAUGUCCAUCCGAUGCUGCAAACUCUACUCCGAAUGAUGUUGAUUCCCAACCAAUUUGCACGGCCCACAAUGGCCAUGGUUUUAUGCUUUCCUUACUUUCAAUACGUAGACUGGGAUGCUUUCCGACGACGUGAAAUCGCUCUCCCCCUCCCACAGGUCCUCCCUCCGACAUUCUCGUACGCUCCCCUCCCCAUCGAGGGCAUUACGGGCGCAACUCAAGACUCAGGCGAGAUCUCUUCUAACAGCGAAAUGAACUACGUCUCCCCCGACCUCACCGCCAAACUCGAAGAGGCUGAGCUCACCAGAAAACACGAACGAUUGCUCGCCGUGAUGUAUUCCAAUACCGACUCCGACUCCGACUCCGAAUCCUCCUCGAUAGCAGCACACACCUCCGAUACGGAUACAUCGGACUCCACAUUCGAGACACUCUCGCUCUCUGGCACCUCUUCGAACUCCAGCAAGAGCUCGACUUCAGCAUCUUCUUCCUCCCCCAUCGUCAUCAUUGAGACGAACGAAAUCACCAAGAGGAACGCCACCCGUGUGUGGUUCGCGCGCAAGCUUGCCGCCAAGUGCGUUAGUGACAAUGAAGGAAGGAAGGGAAGGCACGUUGGGAACGAUGGCGGCCGUCCUGUGCGCGCAAUGGAGAAAGUGAAGGGAUGGUUUGCGAAGCGGAAGUGAUUGACGUAUACCGGAUAUUUCCAGUUUUUAUAUUAGGGUUUAUGGUCGUGUCCGUAUUUGUGUUGUUUUGGAUCGUGUUUCGUAUGAUGCUUUGUUACAUGUUUUUCCUGGUUUUUAUGGGUCUACGGUCUUCCCGUGUCUUUCCUUAGCAAUUUUUACAGCACAUUUGUCUUUUCUUGCGUCCGCGUAUUCUCCAUUUUCAUUUUACCUACUCUUCUUAGUGGACCGAGUUCUACGUGUUCACUCCG